AUGCUUUCCUCGCUUAAGGCUGCGCAAGAGAAGCUGUUAAAGUACUACGCUAUAACAGAUAGUAUCGAAGGUAACCUCUACGAGUCGAAUAAUCUAGAGAAGGACUAUAAAAGGAUAUAUCGUGAGAGUCUUAAGUCUUUCUUUACCUCGUACGACGAGAAACGUCCGGAAGAAAGGAAACGGUCGGAUACUAUAUUAUUAAUAACGAUAAUAACAGAUGCCGAUCUACUAUUUGAAAACUCAACGAGCUUACGAGGUACCUUAAAAGUCAAAGACUAUAAACACGAGUUUCCCGUACUUACAAGCCUUGCCCGGGAUAUUUUGUCGAUCCUAGAAUAUCUCUUAUACCAAGAGAUUGUAGCUAUAGCAGAGGCUAAUAAAACACGGGAUAAAUCGUUUAAUCCGAUUAGUGAUACCGAGGAAGAGAUAGAGGAUCUUAUGUAUAAGGCGGAGAAUCAUGAUGAGGACGAUAACGACGAUAUCAACCCUCCUUUGCCUAAUAUAUAG
Molecule: messenger RNA, 507 nt
Organism: Penicillium daleae
Lineage: Eukaryota; Fungi; Ascomycota; Eurotiomycetes; Eurotiales; Aspergillaceae
Exons: 6
Coding region: 1-507 (168 amino acids)
Source: RefSeq, a predicted model, not a curated record